Molecule: messenger RNA, 1393 nt
Organism: Telopea speciosissima
Lineage: Eukaryota; Viridiplantae; Streptophyta; Magnoliopsida; Proteales; Proteaceae
Exons: 1
Coding region: 42-1343 (433 amino acids)
Source: RefSeq, a predicted model, not a curated record
GUUUCAGAGUUACACUGAAAAUUAAAAUUAAAACUAAAACAAUGCCGUCUUCUUCUUAUCCUCUGCUUCCUUCUUCUACUCCCAAACAAAAUCUCCAAGCCCUUCUCAAUUCAGCUCGUCCUUUCAUCCGUGGUGAGCUGGAAUCAAUUGAUCCAAAGCUCCCUGCUCUCGUUGCCGUCCUCCGCUCCGUCGGCGCCGGCGAGUGUUGGCACAGACAUGGCAGUUUCUUUGAACACCUGCUCGACUCAUACCGUAUCCUCAAGCUCUGGAACAGCCCUGAUGCCGUUGCCCUCUGUGGUCUCUUCCACUCUACCUAUUCCAAUUCCUAUGUUAAUCUCGCAAUCUUCGACCCCUCCACGAGCCGCGACACCGUUCGCGGCCACGUUGGCGAGGCCGCCGAACAGUUAAUUCAUCUUUUCUGCAUUGUGCCCCGACAUUCUCUUAUCCACGACGAUCUCCUCUUCAAUUACACCGAUUCAGACCUCGUCGAACAGCUUAAGCUGUCGGAGAUUUCAUUGAAGAACGCCAAAGAGAAGGGUUUGUUUGAUUAUGAAGAAGGUUGGAGGAAGAAGGUACGGUCACUUCUCCCAGCGGAAGGGAUUAAGGUUAAGCAUAUAAAGACUGGCGAAGAUGUGUUAAUCCCGCGACGGAUAGUUGCGGUUUUUGUUAUGAUGACUAUUGUGGAUUUUAGUUCUCAAUUGUUUGGGUUUCAGGAUAUGUUGUUUGACAAUUCGAAUGGUCGGCUUGAAUUCUCCGGCAAUAAUGUCGCCGCCGGGUUGUGGCCCGGCGACGGAAAGCCAGGGCUUUGGAUGAAUUCGAUGUCAAGGUUGGGAGCUUUGUAUAGUUUAAUUGUUAGGGAAGAGGAAAUUUUCUUGGAAGAGAGGAAAAGGACUGGUGGGGUUUUGGCAGAAGAAGGUUUUGGAGAGAGAUAUGAAGAAAUUGAGCUUGUGAUCCCACCUGUGUUUGAGAACUGUACUAAGGUUUUGGAUGCAGGAGAGCAGAUUGAGGCAAGGGAUUUGUAUUGGGAAGCUAUUAGUGAAGGGCCUAAGAAAGGGUUGGAUAAGGUUGAGGAGUUGUUGAAGAGUUGUAGCAAGAAGAACCCAUUUGUGGGAGAACCUCAUGUGGUGUUGGCUCAAGUUUAUUUGAUGAAGGGAAUGUUUGAGGAAGCAGAGAGAGAGGUUGAGAAGGGUUUGAUGCUUCUGUUGGAAUGGGGGAGCCCUUGGGAUAAGAGUAUACCAUGGGAAGGGUGGAUUGCUUGGUCUAGGGUUUUGUUGACGAAAGCUAAGGAGAAGUAUUGGCCAAAGACUGCUUGGGGUGUCCUCAACUUAGGGCUUGUGAAGUAAAUGUUUUAUGUUUCCUUUGUUUGUGGUCUUUUCGAAGCCUUGUAAAGCAA